Elaeis guineensis (African oil palm) is the source of this 2283-nucleotide messenger RNA. RefSeq names its product IRK-interacting protein. NCBI's taxonomy places the organism in Eukaryota, Viridiplantae, Streptophyta, Magnoliopsida, Arecales, Arecaceae. The record is from RefSeq and is a predicted model, not a curated record.
UGUUGCCAUUCAUUCCGCUGAGCACUAAAAAAAGGCAGUUGCUUCCCUUACCAAAGAAAAAAAAAAAGGGCUGUUGCUUUCUCUCUUGAAGAUAUAAACCCCCACUGCCUCUAACCCUCCUCUUGGGGGUCUUACCCUUUUACCCCAGACCUGAGACUUCCAGAAUCCCAACACGCACGCUCUCUAUCAUUUCUCUGGCUCCAAGUUAGUUUCUCUGGAUAUGAUCAAAUUAUUAUCUCCUCUGGAGCUUAAUCCCCAACCUCCGAGUGCCUCUGAGCUCCAUGGCUUCUUCUACUGCUUCGCAGGCGCAGGGGAUCCACAGGCAUGACGUCCAGGCCGCGAUGGCCAAGGCCGUCGAGCUCAGGGCCCUUCAUGCGGCGCUGCUCCAGGGGAGCGGUGGCAGCCCUGCCGUCCCGAGGCUCCAGCCCGGCGCUUCCCCUUCUCUUUCCAGGGGUCCUGACCAAUGCUCCGCCGACGAUUACCCCGUCUUCACGCCGAGUUAUGAAGCAGAAACCUUUCCUGGGUAUCACUAUAUUUGUCCAGAGAACCGAAGCUUAUCAGAAAUCUGGAGUGGAAUUGUGCUGGAAGGAGAAGGAAAAGAUGAUGAAGCAAUUUCCUCUGAUAAUAAAAGUGUAAAUAAAUUUUCUUCCUCAAAUAGUGAACAACAUAUUAGCUCUUCAAAUAACUAUUUCUCCAACAGAAGCCCAUAUAUAAACCACAUGUCCCUUCUGCAAAUUGCUUCUGGAGCUGAUAAAUCUUCAAGUAGGAGAACCAGUUCAGAAGAGUUCAAAACCGCCACAACAUCCAAUACGUGUAAGCCUGCAACUAUCAACAUGGAAUCUGAAAAUGAUCAAAAGAACCAUAAGAAUGUUACCAGCACAGCACCAGUGCCUGACACACAGCCAUCCAUACAGUUGCAUACAAAGCAGAGAGGACCAAUACUUUCAUGGUUGUUUCCCAAAUCUAAGAAGAAAACCAAGUUGGAGAUGUCCCCAAACAUGAUAGAAUCUGUGGACACAACCCACUAUUUAAAAGAUUGGGGGGUGUUUUCCCUUGAGUUAUUGAAGAAAGAGCUGCUCGAGGCCAAUGAGAGAAGGGAUGCUGCAUUGGCAGAAGUUGCAGAGAUGAAAUCCUCAUUAGGAGAACUAGUACAGAAGCUAGCAAGCUUAGAAACAUACUGUGAAGAGCUGAAGAAGGCUCUAAAACAGGCAGUACAAGCGAAGGACACUCAGGUUCUGGAUAGGCCAAAUUUGUCAAAGAGAACAAAAUCCAUCAGUAGCAGCAGAGACAAUUUAAUUCCUGUCAGUCAUGAAGUAAUGGUAGAAGGUUUCUUACAGAUAGUAUCUGAAGCAAGGCUUUCUGUGAAACAACUCUGCAAGACACUUGUCCACCAGAUUGAAGAAACUGAUGGUGAUCUAAUGGAGAAGCUAAACUUGCUCCUCCAACCUCAUCAUAUGACAUUAAGCAACAAAUACUCGAAAGGAGUACUGUAUCAUUUGGAAGCUCUUAUAAACCAGUCUCUAUAUGAGGACUUUGAGAACUGUGUGUUCCAGAAGAAUGGAUCACCAAAAUAUCUGGACCCUCAGCAAGAUAGCCAGGAGAACUUCUCAGCUUUUGUUGCUCUACGGAACUUGAGCUGGAAUGAGGUCUUGCAGAAGGGAACUAAGUGCUACAGUGAAGAAUUCAGCAAGUUCUGUGAUCAAAAAAUGAGUGGCGUUAUUUCUAUACUGAAUUGGUUGAGGCCAUGGCCUGAACCGCUGCUUCAGUCAUUCUUUGUUGCUGCCAAGUGCAUUUGGUUGCUUCAUCUGCUGGCUUUCUCCUUCAGCCCACCCCUGGUGAUCUUGCGGGUUGAGGAGAACAGAAGUUUUGAUCCCCUUUAUAUGGAGGAUAUCCUUUUUGAUCGGCACAGAGCACAAGCUCCAGCUCAAGUCAAAAUCAUGGUAAUGCCAGGAUUCUAUGUUCAUGAUAGGGUUCUCAGAUGCAGAGUUCUGUGCAGGUACAAAUCUGUAGCAUAACAAUUCAUUGUGAUGCCUUUUUAAAGUAAAUUUAGGCUUUUAACAGAUUCUCAUAUCUGAAUCAGCCUCUCUUCUCAGUGAGGGAAAGUUUGUAAUUUCCAUUUGACUAAUGUUAAAGAGCAUUUUGUGUACCAGUUACAAUGAAUAUGAACCAGAUAAUGUCUAGUAGGAUUUUGUUGCUUGACUGACCCUACUAAAAUUUGGGUCAAAGUGUCAAUGGUUUAGCUGAUGAUCAAAUUGAGCAACUGAAAGUACCUGGUGGAUGAGC